UGUGGUCGGAUGGCGGACAGGACGGGCUGCAGCACCAAGAGGACAGAGCGAUAUUAGCUCCCAGUACAUCCCGCAGCAGUCGGCGGUGAGGGAGCAGCGGGCCCGGGCUCUGGGUCUCAGCCGCACGUCAGUCUGCAGCCGGGACUGCUCCGAGGACUGCUUCUCCGGCUGGCAGCAGAGACCGCCGAGUUCAACCUGAAGCUGGAUGCUGUUCCCUCCACACCUCCCGGCCCGACAGUCGGAGGAUCUGCUCCGGGGAGACAUGGAUCGGAAAGUGGCGUGCGUCCUGUGUCAGCGGUCCGAAGAGACCAGAGUGACCGGGAACCUACUGACGGAGGGUCACGUGACGGCGCAUCACAACUGCAUGUUAUAUGCUUCAGAUAUUUAUUGCAAGGACUCGCCUGAGUUUGGAGACCUGAGUGGUUUCCGUGCGGAGGACGUGCAGCAGGAAGCCAUCCGGGGAAGAAAACUGAUUUGUCACGGCUGUAAGAGCAGAGGAGCCACGGUGGGCUGCGAGGUGAUGCGCUGUAAGAAGUCCUACCAUUACCCCUGUGCCAUCGCAGACGGAGCCAAACGCAUCGACGAUGAAGAGGAGGGGAAAUACGGGAUAUUCUGUCCCAGCCACUCUUCGAAAGUUAAUAGUGGCUCCAUGAAGAGACACGACUCCCUGCCCUCCAGCUGCAGCUCCAAUGGAGGACAGCUGCCAAAGAGACCCCUGAGUCAGACCGACGUCGGGUGGGGAGACAGCCCGUCCAAACGGAGGCUGGAGGACUGGUUUCCCACCAUCUCGGACGACUCCAUGAACACAGAGGAGACGGAGCCGCGAGCAGACAUGGACAUGUACGCUCCGAUAGAGUCCGACACGGAGUCGGAAGAUCCAGAGCAGCAGAAUAUCAGCGAAGUGGUUGAAGACCCUGCCGGUCCCCCUCCAGGAGGUCAGCAGGAAGACGAGCGUCCGGAUGAGAACGGGGAGGAAGACGCGGCGGCCAUGUGCUCGCAGCAGGAGACGGACAUCGAGUCUGACGAGUCCCAGAGUCUGCUGCUGGUCCCGGUGGAGCUCUGCGUGGACACGCCGUCGUUCUCCGCGGACACGCCGUCGUCCUACGCGAACACGCCCUCGCCCUGGAUGAACACGCCAUCGCUCUGCGCGGACACGCCGCCGUCCAUCCCCAACACGCCGCUGCCGUUCCCGGCGUGUUUUGAACAGUCGACCACCGGCACACAAACCUGCUUGUUAAAGCAGGAGCCAGCGGAGAACCCAGCCGAAGAGUUCGGUCCUGUGCGGAGUGUUGGUCAACAGGAGGCUCUGUUCCGAAAGGCAAGAUCCAGUUCUCCCCCCGGUACUUUCCAAAAACCGGGUCCUCCUCUGCCCACGCCCCCCCGCCGGGCUCAUUCCGUCCCACCUCCACCGCCGUCGCCGCUGCCAGCGUCCGGUCCGGAGCCCGGCGUCAAGUCCAGCAGCUUCUGGAAGAGCUGCAACGCCACCGGGCGGACGCGGGCCAUCUUCGACGACUUCUUUCGUGAGAUGAGCGGCGUCGCCGAGAGGAUCCUGCUGGAGCAAGCCAGCGACGAGGAUUACGAUGUGGCUCUGUCCGUCUUGGCCGCUAUGGGGAAGCUGCCGGCGUACGUGUCCAAGCAGCAGGAAGAGUUACAGAGGAAGCAGCAGGAAGUGGGGAAGGCUUGUGCGGCCAUGUUGGACGUCGUCGCAGCGCUGAAGAAAAUCCCAUCUGCAGCAGGAGCCGGAGCUUCAGCCUCACUCUGAUUCCCUUUUUAUUGAUGAACGGCACAUUUCAGCCUCUUACUGUCUUUUCAGUUGUUGAACAUUUUUGAAAGCUUAUAUAUGUAUGUAUGUAUGUAUGUAUAAUUAAUUCAUGGUUUUGUAUUUUCCUUUCAUACAAAAAUCAGUUGACUGUAAAGUUUUUGUUUUUUUUCCUGCAGUUUUCUAAGUUGAGUUUCUCUUUUUGGUCCAGGUGUUCAGGAAUCUAGUUUUAUAAUUAGAAGGAAUGAAAGCCAUACAGUUUAUAGGUAAUUUAGAAAAAAUUUGGAUGACUUUGUCUAAAAAAGGAA
Molecule: messenger RNA, 2067 nt
Organism: Salarias fasciatus (jewelled blenny)
Lineage: Eukaryota; Metazoa; Chordata; Actinopteri; Blenniiformes; Blenniidae
Gene: phf11
Product: PHD finger protein 11
Exons: 16
Coding region: 206-1762 (518 amino acids)
Cellular component (GO): nucleus
Source: RefSeq, a predicted model, not a curated record